UGUCAUUGUCAUGUGUCAACUGUCACAUGAAAUCUAACCUAACAAUGGUUAGAAAAAUAAUACACUUUUAAGUAAUAAAACAGUAAUGUUUUACGUUUUAAUUUAAAUUGUUUAAAACUAAAAUAUUCGACUAACGCCACCCGAGAUGGGUGCUUUAGUAACAAAAGCUUUGCGACCUAUAAAGACGUUUAACGUUGAGAAUCGUGCUCAUAAAGUUAUUUCGAAAGAAAAACCGACACCGGCGCCCCACUAUCCGUCUACCAAGGAUGAUUUGAAACGUACGUUAGCAGCGGUACCUGACAUAGAUCAGAAACUAGACAACAAAGACCCAGCGCUAGAUGACAGAUUGAAAUCCGUUUAUGUAACGUCUUAUGGCCGUCCAGAGGCUGACGUUACUAGAGAAAAGAUUCAACAAAAUCCAGCCAGACCCUUACCUAAAGACAGAUCUCAAGUUCCUAUUUUCGAAUUGGGAUGGAAUGAACCGGAAGAAGUGCCAUAUGGCCGGACAACAUUACGAAGAGCCUUAGAGUUUAUCGAAUCACAUCAAAUGAAUCCCACAGAGGUCACAGCGUCGAAGAUAGCUUUAGAAUAUAAACUAAAAGAGGAAGAUGUUGAAGCAAUAUUAAAAUACUUUAAGGCGUUUGAAAUGUAUAUUCCGGAGACAAAGAAAUCUCCGGCAACAUUUGCUGGCCCCACUAAUUAUAGAAAAAAGCAACUACAAGAAGUUAAAACUAAAGAAUUAGCUGGUAAAAGUGAAAUUGUUGACAAGAAAGAAGAUAUUCCAGUGAAAGACCAAGCAAAGAAUAAUUAGUUAAUUAAUUUAUAUUAACAUAUACAUAUGUUUUAAAUAAAUAAAAUAGGCCUUAUAAAGUUGUAAAUGCAUUGCCUAUCUUAAAUGUACAGUCAGCUUCAUAAAUAUGGAUACAUUGACAACACUUUAGAAAUUUGUAUGUAUGUUUCUAAAUGUAUUGUAAAUAGCUGUUGCUCACAACUUCCUUUGCUUUAAAUAAAAAAAAAUAAUAAAAAAACACAGCCUAUGUAACUGAUAACAUGGCUUUUAAUGGUGAAUUUUUAAUAGGCCCAGUAGUUUUUGAGUUAUUUCAAUAACAAAAAUACAAAUCUUUCCUCUUUAUAAUAUUAUAAUAUGUAGAGAUGUUUUCAUAUUAUGUAUCUGACUGUAGGAAAAAACAAUGUGUAUAUGUUAGUGCAUGUUGAGGUCUUAUUUACUUGAUUUUUAUGAUUGUUAGACAAUGUAUUUAAAUAAAUGGUAUUCUAGUAACAAUAAACUCUAGAGGUAAUGUGAAUCAACAUCUGUGAUGUAUUAUAAAUUCUCAAAUUAACUGAUUUUCCAUUGUUGAAAACAUUCAAUCUCUUUGAAAACAAAGGUAUAGUUUGACCAUGUACAGAAAAACCCUCACCAUAUUGAGGCAAUAUAUGGAACUAAAUUAUUUCCACACAUCUAUACUUUUGUAUGGAUUGAAAUAACUCAAAAACUACUCUAACUAAAAUUAUUUCACCAUUAGAAAGAUAUUUAUCUGUAACAUAGGCUAUAUUUUUUAUUUCAUGCGGACUAAGUCACGAGCAACAGCUCAUAAGAGAUAAAAUAAAAGUGACUCCAGGUCAAGAUUAUUUAUAUGCUUGGUUAGGCUACAUAUUUCUUGUAGGAUUUUGACAGUGGAAAUUUAAGAUUAAAUUAUGUUUUUCACAAAGAAAAUAUAUGUUUAUGAAUCUACCUUAUCAAGGUAGAAACUAUAUAUUUUUAAUGGUAAUUUCUAAAAAUCCACAGAAAUGUAUGUACAAAAUGGGUUGUUUAUAGUUUAAUGUAGUUAAUUUAGAAUUUAGUUACCAAGAAGUAGUAAGGAAUUAAAAUAAAUGGUUUUUUUAUAA
Messenger RNA from Papilio polytes (common Mormon), 1887 nucleotides. RefSeq names its product protein NDUFAF4 homolog. The record is from RefSeq and is a predicted model, not a curated record. The transcript has a single exon. Bases 146 to 811 code for a protein of 221 amino acids. Gene Ontology annotation, cellular component: mitochondrion. Lineage: Eukaryota; Metazoa; Arthropoda; Insecta; Lepidoptera; Papilionidae. Gene Ontology annotation, biological process: mitochondrial respiratory chain complex I assembly.